UCAGGUGUUCUCGGGUCCGAUAGCUAAACCAGUUGUCUGAUAGUGAUACUGCGAACUAACCUCUGGUGUCAGGUGUAGCUAUGCGCAGCCUACAGCUAGGCAGUAUCAUGACAUUCCUACUACUGUAUCUGGCUCCAUUGCUGCUGCUGCUGGUGAUGACGGUGAACUGUGGACAGGCUAUGGCCACACCAACACCAGUGGUGUCGGAUGAUGCCGAUACACCAGCUGCGAUGGUUACUGCAGAUUUCAAUUGCAUGACGGAAUGGCUACUGAUUGCCAACUCUAGUCGUGCAAGAGCCGUCGCCAUUCUCAACACACCAGCUGCCAUUCAAACAAUGUUAGAUGAGAAGGUUGUCAAGCACCAAGAGCAAUUCUUCUUAAGUCUCAUCUUGGGUUACGCACCACAGCUUGCAGCAGACCUUAAACACUGCGUUCAUCGAACGCCAGAGUGCCCCACAGCUGACUUAACAAGGCGUCUACCUUGCUCAGUCUCUGGAGAAUGUGUGUUCAAAACAACACAACAAUCGACGGUUUGUGUUUGUCAGGCAGGAAUGACUGGAAGGAAGUGUGAUAUAGAUAUUGAUGAAUGCAGUCGGCCAGAUAUAAACAACUGUGAUCAACCAGCCGUGGCAACAUGCUAUAACAUUUAUGGAUCCUUCACCUGCGACUGCAACGCAGGAUACGAUGGAAAUGGACGAAUGUGUGAGGACCUAGAUGAAUGUGCAGCUGGUGUACAUGAGUGUAAUGAACAUGCAAUGUGUAAUAACACUGUUGGAUCAUACUCUUGUCACUGUCAAUCUGGGUACAAGGGAGAUGGUACUAACUGCCAAGUCGAUCUGUGCGGAUCAUCUGCAAACAGCGAGCUUUGCUACCAAAUUGAAGAGGUUAAAACAUACAACAAGCAGCUGGAAGAGAAACUGGAAGCAAGGGAUCUUCAAAUCCAUAAGCUACUCUCCGACAUGAAAGUACUGACUACCAUAUUUGUCCAACAGAAGACAAAAGUGGAUGAAAUGGAGAUUCAGAGUAAUAUAAAACUUGUGAAACUGCUCGCAAUUGAGGAGGAGAUGACGUCAUUGAAUUUAUCCCAACAAGCCCAGGAGAAGAAGAAUAAGAUAAAACUGCUCGCGAUUGAGGAGGAAAUGACGUCAUUGAACUUAUCCCAACAAGCCCAGGAGAAGAAGACCAAGCAAAACUUCAGGACCAUCCAACAACAUUCUGCUCAGCAGUUUGAAUCAAUAAAUGCCACUCUGGAGGAAGAAGGGCGAAAGACCAAGCAAAACUUCAGGACCAUCCAACAACAUUCUGCUAAGCAGUUUGAAUCAAUAAAUGCCACUCUGCAGGAAGAAGGGCGAAAGACCAAGCAACACCUCAGGAACAUGCAGCUACAUUCUGCUCAACAGUUUGCUGCAAUCAAUGCCACUUUGACUGAGGAAGGACAGAAGACGCAGCAACAUUUCAAGUCAAUGAAGCAACAUUCUGUUGAGCAGCUUUCAACAAUCAGUGCUACUCUGCAGGAGGAAAGAAAGAAGUGCGGUAUUGUAUCCUGGAAGACAUUUACAAUGGAGACGUCUGGUAGUAGUGCUAGAAACCCGUUCAGUGGAGUCGUGUUCAACAAGACUAGACCUGACACUGUUAUCAGAGUGGUGUACACAACCUCUAUUGGAUUUUAUCAUCCGACCAAUAACUGGCAUUGUGUGAAGGUGUCAGUGCGUAUCAACGGCAGAGACUGUUCAGACCCAGCCCCGAUCAGAAGUGGAAGCUUUGGCUCAACAGCCCACUAUCAGGCACAUGCUGGUGUUGUGAGUGGUAUUUGUAAUAUCAACACUUCAGGUCCACUGUACUUCUCUACACACAUAGAGGCACAAUGCGGUACAUCCCAGUAUCACCUGGGUUACUACCCUGGUACAGGUACCAUCACAUCCACUCUGCAUAUCGAGGAACUUUGCAAUAAUCAACAGAACUAGGUAUUUGCAUCCCCAUCCCCUGACCCCUAUCUUAUCUCUCCAUUUUACCAUCUUUGUAUCAAUCUAGAAGUUUGUACCUGUGUUUGGUAGUCGCCCUGGUGCUGGAAACACGGCGUUAAAACACUCAACCUUUUUUUUAAGUGUACUGAAGAAGCCACUUUUACUGGCAGAUAUGAGCGCACAAGUACAGAAAAAGGUCUAUUACUUGUACUAGUACAGUAUACAGUGCUCUUGUCUCUUUUCUUUUUAACAUUCAACUUGUUUCCUGUUCCUUCUACAGCUUACCCAAUCGUUUGAACAUUCUUUGCAUCCAUUGAUCUAUCCAUCCCCACCGUUUAGGAGGCGCAUCUGACGCAUGAUCAUGGGGUGGUGGCGUCCCACGGAAGCCGAAAGGUAGUUCUUGACCCGGGAGUUGUACGACUCCUUGUUCUUGACCUGCCCGGUACGCGAACCCGUCGAUUUUUGUUGUUGUAUCCACCCACUCUAUCCUAUACAUUCUAACCAGCCUCCCCUUGCCAAGUUGUAUCUUUACUAAAACUUCUCCUGUGCAUUCUAUUAUCUUUCCCGUACCAACACCGACCAGCACGAGUACAUGUACUUGUAUGUCUAUGGUCGUCUACGUCUCAACAAUACCCGCAGUCUGUUUCAAAUGCAUCUACAUUGUAUAUGUCUGCUGCCAGUAUGAAAUACUGUGUUUCGUAAUGAAUACGAUGAACUCACUGCCUUUCUAUUUCGGCUAUCAUACAAUUGUUCUUUAGUCACUGCAGAAACGUGUUUAGUCCUUCACUGCCCCGCUUCAAAUACAUGUAGAUCUCUUCCAAAUUUGCACCCAUGCGGGCGUCAUCAGCUGUUUUACGUUUCU
Sycon ciliatum is the source of this 2826-nucleotide messenger RNA. RefSeq names its product adhesion G protein-coupled receptor E1-like. Lineage: Eukaryota; Metazoa; Porifera; Calcarea; Leucosolenida; Sycettidae. Gene Ontology annotation, molecular function: calcium ion binding. The record is from RefSeq and is a predicted model, not a curated record. The transcript is spliced from 13 exons. The coding region runs from base 81 to 1964 and encodes 627 amino acids.